Sphaeramia orbicularis (orbiculate cardinalfish) is the source of this 1352-nucleotide messenger RNA. RefSeq names its product claudin-4-like. The transcript has a single exon. The coding region runs from base 148 to 705 and encodes 185 amino acids. The record is from RefSeq and is a predicted model, not a curated record. Gene Ontology annotation, molecular function: structural molecule activity. Gene Ontology annotation, cellular component: bicellular tight junction; membrane. NCBI's taxonomy places the organism in Eukaryota, Metazoa, Chordata, Actinopteri, Kurtiformes, Apogonidae.
CCUGCAGCGCAAAACCCAACAGAGACACAAACAGCCGUGUUUACAGCUGCGUUAAAGCUGAUGAUCUGCAGCUCACUCACAGUUGGAUUUUGUUCAAGUCUCUGCUGACGAUCUUAAAUACAUGCCUUGGAUUUACUUUUUGACAGAAUGCAGACUCAGCUGGUCGGAAUCUGUUUGGCGAUUAUUGGCUUUCUUGGCACCAUCCUCAUCUGUGGACUACCUGCCUGGAAGGUGACAGCCUUCAUUGGGGCAAACAUUGUCACCUCCCAGGUCUUUUGGGAAGGUCUGUGGAUGAACUGUGUGAUCCAGAGCACAGGACACGCGCAGUGCAAAGCGUAUGACUCUAUUCUUGCUUUGCCACAGGAUCUGCAGGCCUCCAGAGCUCUGAUCUGCACCUCCAUUGGCGUCAGCGUGGUGGCCAUUGGGCUCACUGUGGUCGGUGGUCACUGCACCAACUUUUAUCGAGGUGACCAGCGCACAAAGUAUAAUGUGGGCAUAUCAGGAGGUGUGGUGUUCAUAAUAGCGGGGCUCCUUUGUAUUAUUCCUGUCAGCUGGUCGGCUCACAGCAUCAUCACAGGUUUCUACAACCCACUUGCCACUGAUGAGAGGAGAGGAGAGCUUGGGGCCUCCAUAUAUGUGGGCUGGGCAUCCGGAGCGCUGCUUGUUAUUGGAGGAGGGGUCCUGUGCAGCACUUAUGGAUGCUGAAGCAAAAGGAGCGGUGGAUAAAACAAACUGCAGCUGAUAGUGUGAAAGACAUUGUUUCAUUCUCUCAACAUUUAUUUCAACCUCAAUUGCACUAUGGUGAAUUUUACUACUAAAUCUAUGUAAAAUAUUGAAAUGUGUAAAUGUCAGUUGUCGUAUUUAAAUGCCAGGGGUGUGUUAUUCAAAGGGAUUACACCAGAAUCAUGAUAAACUAAUGUUACAAAUGAAGGAAGACAUUCUGUUUUUGCUUUGUUUUGUUUUCUUUCUUUUUUUUUAUGUUCAUUGACUUUAAAAAUGAAAGAGAAUGAAUUAAUACAAGUUUUAGGAAAAAUCACAGCUUUUCUAAAACCUUUACAGAUUUCUAGUAUCACAUUGAGCUAUAACCUUGUGCUUUAUGUUUUUAAACCAAUGAAAAUCUCCCAUGGAAAUCUGACAGAUUUAAGAAAAUGGUUCUUCUAAAUAAUAAAAUCUUACUAAAGCUACACACAUGUCAUAUUAAUUUGUGUUAAAUACUAGCAAUAGCAAAUGUCAUAUUUUAAUCCUAAAUGUGAUAUUUAGCUCUUUUUUCUUUGUUAUACAUUCAAUCAAGAAAAGUACCUUCUCUAUCUUUUGAAUGGAAAAUAAAGUACAUUUGUCUUUUUUACCAUAAA